AGUCUAUGCCUCAUCGAUGUCCGACUCAUCCUCUGCCGCGUUUACGUUCCCCACAAGUAGCAACCCGUUCGUCGGCUCUUCGAACGAUGGCUCAUUCUGGAGCGGCGCCGGCGGUCCCGCGCUCGUCGUGAUUUUGGUCGCCAUCGGCCUCCUCACUACGCUGCUUGUCGCGCUGCUCGUAGUGAGGCACAGGCGCCUGCAGUUCGACGACGACGACUUCGACUUCGACUACGGACCUCUGACCGUGAACCGUUUGCGCAAGCGGAAGUUCGGGCCGAAGCCGAAGAUCUUUGAGCUGCCUAUUGCAUACGAGAAAGAAGACUACGAGAAGGGAGAUAUUGAGAGGUGGACGGGUAUCGUGCCUCUCUCUGCUGUCUUCGUCGCAGAAAAACCCACUCGAUCAUGGUCAAGGGACUCUGAGAAAACCCCCAUAAGCAGCCCGACGAGCUCGAAUGCCUCACCAACGUGCGGGAGUAGUCCGCCUGUUCAGCCUUCGCCACUUGUCUAUUCCACACCAGAACCUGUUACGCCCGCCUCAUCCUUCAGCCUGCGACAUCUGCGUCGGUCACCCAGCGACACCCAUGGUUCCCCAUCACCCGAACCCGAGCCCGCACUCGUCCCAGAUAUGAUGCAUAUCGCAGUCGCAAUUGCUAUGCCUCGUCCUCCGAGUCCGCCGGCGGGGCGAUCUACGCCCGAAUCAGCUACACGGAGCAGAUCAGCUACCCCGACAGCAGUGCCUGAGCUGUGCUUAGGGAUCGCACAGGUGCAGGGUGUAGAUGAGGACCGGUGGAGCGAGCUGCAUGUGCAGGCAGCUCAGACAGAGAAAGAGGAGUAGCUGGAAAAGGCUCUGCGGGGAGAUGCCUGGCGGCCCUCAUGAUCGCGACGACUUCAUCACGACUCUCUCUCGAUGACCCCGUAGCUUAUACUAUACCAUAGUAAGAUGUAGCUUAGAAAUUUUGUUGUAUUUUGUCUGCUUCUUUCAGACGUACUGUUCAAAGUAUAGUAGUCGGUGCUCAUGCCAGCAAAU
This is a messenger RNA of Phanerochaete carnosa HHB-10118-sp, 1027 nucleotides long. RefSeq lists its product as uncharacterized. Bases 17 to 835 code for a protein of 272 amino acids. The record is from RefSeq and is a predicted model, not a curated record. Lineage: Eukaryota; Fungi; Basidiomycota; Agaricomycetes; Polyporales; Phanerochaetaceae. The transcript is spliced from 2 exons.